Colletotrichum godetiae is the source of this 864-nucleotide messenger RNA. RefSeq lists its product as uncharacterized. Bases 196 to 594 code for a protein of 132 amino acids. The record is from RefSeq and is a predicted model, not a curated record. The transcript has a single exon. NCBI's taxonomy places the organism in Eukaryota, Fungi, Ascomycota, Sordariomycetes, Glomerellales, Glomerellaceae.
GCCGUUUUUCUAUUCGACUUUGAGGUUUCUUCUCCUUCAUUACUUCUCCUUCACUCCUCACAAGCUCUCGUUCUCCAGUUUAAUUUGCACCUUCCUUCUCUGUUCUACAACGUUCGCUUUGCUAGCCCUCUCUGACAACUUUGACCGUCACUUCACUCCUGCAAAAUUCUCUUAGAGACUCCUACAGCACCAAAAAUGAAGUUCUCCAUCAUCGCCGUUCUCGCUCUUGCGAACACCAUUGUGGCUGCCAACCCGAUUGAGGCCCGUGCCCUCAGUGUAGUUGACACGGUUCACCAGCUUUCCGGCCAGGUCCGCGGGUUCACAGCUACCAUGAACAGCACAAUCGCCUCGAUCAAUUCGAAGUCCACUUUGGUCCAGAAUAGCACUGCUCAGGCGUCAGUCAACGCCCAGACCAACAAGAUCAUCGCUGCCAUCAAAACGGCUAAUGCCACAGCUGCCACCGUUAGGGCUCGUGAUAAAGGAACUCUGCCACAGGCUAGCCAGAUGCAAAUUACCAACAACGUCACCCAGAUCGUAUUCGAGAUACAGGGUACCUACGGUGGAGUUUGCAGCCAUUUGGGAGACGAUGAGUAGAUACUCCGAAGACAGGCGUGAGUUCCUACUUGAGGAGUAAUAUGCGAGAUACAGCUUACGGCCAUGGGCUGUUGCUCAGUAUCUUCGAUGUCCUGAACCAGCUUCUCCAAGGUCUAGAGGGACUUGUUGUUGGCAUUGUCGGCCUUGUUGGCGGUGUUAUCUACGGUGUGUUUGGUGCUGUCGGCGGUGUUCUUGGGCUGUUGUUUCAAAUUCUUUUUGGUUGGGGCGCUGCCCAACCGUCUGGUUCUGGCUGGUAAUUGACCAAGUGCC